Molecule: messenger RNA, 2665 nt
Organism: Penicillium brasilianum
Lineage: Eukaryota; Fungi; Ascomycota; Eurotiomycetes; Eurotiales; Aspergillaceae
Source: the annotation of a GenBank genome assembly
GACGAUCCGUCAGUUCAUACUUCGACUCCCAAGGGUCCAAACUAACCCACCGCCUCACAGAUACUACGGCCUGAAUGACUUCAAUCAGCGCUGGAUAUGUAACAACAAUUGGACAUAUUCGAGUCAUCCCCUGCAUGAUUUAUCCACAAAAGCGAAGUCAUCCUGGCUUGUCUUCAACGGCCUGGACACUUUUACAACGAUUGAGUUCUGCGGACAAAUCGUCGGUACGACCGAUAAUCAAUUUCGCCAAUACACGUUCGAUAUUUCCGAAGCUCUCAAAAGUUGCAAAGGGGAUCCGACUUUGGACUUGAACUUCGGCAGCGCCCCUAAGAUCGCGAAUGCAAUUGCCAGCGACCCAAACUCUGAAAAAUGGCCGUACGGUCCACAGCAGAUCUACGAAUUUCCAAACCGAUGGUACAUUCGCAAAGAACAGUCCGAUUUUGGAUGGGACUGGGGCCCCGCUUUUGCUCCUGCCGGCCCAUGGAGAGAUGCAUACCUAGUGCAAUUUGAGAGUGAGGAAAGCAUCUACGUUCUGAACACUGAUUUAGAUAUCUUCCGCAAGGGACAAAUCAAUCAUCUCCCUCCCUCCCAAAUACAGCCAUGGGUGUUGAACGCGAGUAUUGAUUUCCUCGGGUCGCUUCCGAAAGAGUUGACGAUGGCCCUUGAGAUCACAGACGUCGAAUCCGGAAAGAUUCUGAAAUCAGGUCCACUUGAAAAUGUUUCGGUUUCCGGCCGAGCAAUCUCAGGUAGCAUCACUAUCGAUGCUGAUGCGCCAAAGUUGUGGUGGCCAAGUGGUCUGGGCAAGCAGAACCUGUAUUACGCGACAAUCUCUAUCCGGGACAGCAAACAGAAGUCAAUGGCAGAGGUUACCAAGCGUACUGGAUUCAGGACUAUAUUCCUCAACCGACUCAACAUUACCGAUGACCAGAUUGCUCAGGGUAUUGCACCGGGUGCAAAUUGGCAUUUCGAAGUCAACGGGCAAGAAUUCUACGCAAAGGGAUCGAACUUAAUCCCUCCAGAUGCAUUCUGGCCGCGAGUCACCGAAGAAAGGAUGCAAAGACUGUUCAGUGCGGUUAUCGCCGGAAAUCAAAACAUGCUACGAGUGUGGGCCUCUGGUGCUUACCUGCCUGACUUCAUCUAUGAUAUUGCUGAUGAGCAAGGAGUUCUUCUCUGGAGCGAAUUUCAAUUCAGUGAUGCGCUCUACCCAUCUGAUGAUAAAUUCCUCGAAGACGUUGCCGCGGAGGUCACGUAUAACGUUAGAAGGCUUAACCACCAUCCAUCGUUGGCCCUCUGGGCAGGUGGCAAUGAACUUGAAAGUCUGGAGCUGCCUAUCGUCCAGGGAGCAGCGCCUGAUAAAUACUCAUUCUACGUUGGUGAGUAUGAGAAACUCUUUAUCAGCUUGAUACUGCCUCUCGUUUAUGAGAACUCCCGCUCGAUCUCGUACAUGCCCAGUAGCACAAAUAAUGGCUUCCUCUCCGUCAAUCUGUCUGCCCCGGUUCCGAUGGCUGAACGCUACGACAAUACAACAGCCGGUCAUUACUACUCAGACACCGAUCACUACAACUAUGAUAGUAGUGUUGCGUUUGAUUUUGGCAGUUAUCCGGUUGGACGAUUCGCCAAUGAAUUUGGCUACCACAGCAUGCCAAGUCUGCAGACCUGGCAACAGGCCGUGGACCCGGAAGACCUUCAUUUCAACAGCAGCACAGUUGUUCUUCGCAACCAUCAUUAUCCUCCAGGAACUACCGACACUCAUAACCUCAGAAACUCCUCGAAAGGUAUGGGUGAGAUGACAAUGGCCGUUGAACGCUACUAUCCGGUUCCUCACAAGAAAGACCCCGUUGAACAAUUCAGCGCCUGGUGUCAUGCAACUCAGCUGUUCCAAGCCGACAUGUAUAAAUCUGAGAUAAUUUUCUAUCGGCGAGGGAGUGGCAUGCCUGAGCGUCAGCUUGGCUCUCUCUACUGGCAAUUGGAGGAUAUCUGGCAGGCGCCUACUUGGGCGGGUAUUGAGUAUGAUGGACGUUGGAAGGUUCUCCACUACGUGGCCCGCAAUAUCUACCAGCCCGUCAUUGUUUCUCCUUUCUGGAACUACACUAGCGGAGAUUUGUCCGUCUACGUGACAUCCGAUCUAUGGGAAACUGCCCUUGGCACUGUGAACCUCACCUGGGUUGAUUUGUCUGGAAAGCCGAUCCCAGGCAAUGCUGGCACACCCAAGAGCAUGCAGUUCACUGUUGGCGGACUCAACACCACCAAGAUCUAUGAGGCAAACACAGCAAAGCUGUCUAUCCCUGAUAAAACAGAUGCAGUCCUUAUGCUAUCUCUGACUGCUCGUGGUCGCAUGCCCAACUCAGAUUCUGUUUCCACCUUCGUCCAUCACGAAAAGGCCACUACCGUAUUCCCAAAGGAGCUCUCCCUUGUGGAUCCAAAGCUUCAACUUUCUCAUGAUUCGUCAAAUAACACGUAUACUGUGGAGGCCAAAGGAGGCGUCUCAUUCUACACCUGGCUAGACUAUCCUGCUGGCGUUGUCGGGUACUUUGACGAUAAUGCCUUUACCCUGGUUCCAGGGGAGAAGAAAACGGUUCGCUUCACUGUCCAGAAAGAUGAAACCGAUGGGAAGUGGGCUCAAGGUGUCACCGUCCAAAGCUUGUGGGAUCAAACCACAGAUUGA